Daphnia magna is the source of this 12248-nucleotide messenger RNA. RefSeq names its product protein dachsous (gene ds). Gene Ontology annotation, molecular function: calcium ion binding. Bases 682 to 11061 code for a protein of 3459 amino acids. NCBI's taxonomy places the organism in Eukaryota, Metazoa, Arthropoda, Branchiopoda, Diplostraca, Daphniidae. The transcript is spliced from 13 exons. The record is from RefSeq and is a predicted model, not a curated record. Gene Ontology annotation, cellular component: plasma membrane. Gene Ontology annotation, biological process: homophilic cell-cell adhesion.
CUUCAGUACACGUUGGGACCUUCACUUGGGUGUGUGUGUGUUGGUGUGCUUCCUGCUGUUGGUUCCUUUCUUUCGGCGCAAAAGUGAAGCCAACGCUUGUUGACCAUUUUUUUUCCCCCCAACAAUUUAGUUCAACAGCUAAUCAUUGAAGAACGCUCUUGGAUACUGAUAUUUCCGCCGGCCGAAUCAGUUUCUUUUGGAAUUUAGACGACCAGCAACACCUUGGAUUAUAAUUAGAUUUACUUUUCGGAUUAAAAAGCAAAACAAAAACAAUCCAGAUUUCAUGAAAAUGAAAUCCACAGUUGGAGACGCACAGCGCAGUUACAGGCCAUCCAUCUCUAGUUAACGCGAAACUGAGCGUUCUAAUUUCAUCAAGAAAUCAGCGUGCGUGUGUCGAAGAGCACGAGACUCCGAAAGUUGUGAGAUGGUUAGCGACCAUGUUUGUGUGCCCAACAAGGAAAUUUGCUGACCUAUCGCUGGCCAGUUUUUGAGUGUAUCAUACUUAUUUGAACGGGCCAGUGGUUUUGACCUACGUUACAGUGUGCAAGUGUUUUUAGGCGAUAUUCGACGACCCACCGUACAAUGAUUUCUUAGGUUGUCAUAGGCCAUUGGGACGCGAGUAUUCUGCAGUUUCGUAAAAACUGCUCGAUUUUCACGAACCGUUGGGUAAACGGACAAACGAUGGUUUCCUCCGAGUCGGCCGACGGCUGCAAACGAAGAAGCCACUCUUUGGUGGGCUCUUCGUUAUGGCAGACCCGAAUCUUAGCGGUGAGUGCAGUGUCAAAACCCACCGCUCCAAUCAAGCCUAGGCAACCCCAUCGGACUGGAAGACGAUCGACGAUGCCUCGGUACUCUUUUAUGCGAUCCAACGCAUCGUCUGUGACCCCUCUAGGUUGUUGGAUGCUAUUUUCAGUCGUGCUAGCUACUAGUUUGACAGUGUCGCAUUGCGAGUACAUUCGUGAAUUUGAGAUAUCCGAGGGUGUCUCCCUCGGUACAACAAUCGGUUUGAUUGGUGAGAGCAACCCCGGUGUGCCUCGACCCCCACCGCCUCCUUAUCUGAUUGUGCCAGUGCCGGGCAGCGCAGUUGAUUCUGAUCUAAACAUCGAGCAGUCAACGGGCGAAAUACGAACCAAAGUGGUGCUCGACAGGGAGCUGCGCUCCUCGUAUUCUCUGGUAGCCAUUCCGCUAAGCGGGGAGAAUAUCCGUGUGCUGGUGACGGUCAAAGACGAGAACGAUAACGCACCAACUUUCCCCAAUCCUUGGCUGCAAAUCGAAUUCCCCGAGAACACACCGCGAGAUGUUAAACGGACUCUUCCGCCGGCCAGGGAUCUCGAUUUGGAUAUAUUCAACACGCAGCGCUACAACAUCAUUUCGGGCAACACGAACAACGCGUUUCGAUUGUCUUCGCAUCGCGAGCGGGACGGCGUCCUCUACUUGGACCUGCAAAUCAAUGGCUUCUUAGACCGCGAGACGACGGCCUUCUAUAGCCUGGUGAUCGAAGCGCUUGACGGUGGCAAUCCACCGCUACGUGGUUUUAUGACGGUCAAUAUCACGAUCCAGGAUGUCAACGACAACCAACCGAUAUUCAAUCAGAGCCGUUACUUUGCUUCGGUGGCCGAAAAUGCCACCAUCGGCACUAGUGUCUUGCAGGUGUUCGCCACCGACACCGACGCCGGAAACAAUGGUCGCAUUACUUAUUCGAUCAACCGGCGUCAGAGCGAUCGGGAUUCGGUGUUCGUCAUCGAUCAACUCACCGGAGUCAUCUCGGUCAACCGGCCGCUGGACUUUGAAACGAAAGAGGUUCACGAGUUGGUCGUGGUGGCCAGCGAUUCGGGCGUUCAAGCGCUGGAGACGACGGCAUUCGUUUCGAUCCGCGUUACAGACGUCAACGAUAACCAGCCCACUAUCAACCUAAUCUUCCUGAGUGACGAUGCUACUCCCAAGAUUUCAGAGGACGCCCAGCCUGGCGAGUUUGUUGCCCGCAUUUCCGUCAACGACCCGGACUCGAAGGAGGAGUACGCCAAUGUGAAUGUGACUUUAGACGGGGGCGAAGGCCAUUUCGGUUUGACCACCCGCGAUAACAUUAUUUACAUGAUCGUUUCGCUUCCAUUGGAUCGAGAAGUCAAACCCAACAUGACGUUGGUAGUGACGGCCACCGAUCAGGGUAGCCCUCCUCUUCACGCGUCGCGUGCCUUCAAUUUACGCGUCACCGAUACCAACGAUAAUGCCCCGCAGUUCGAACAAACCAUGUACUACGCCAACGUGUUAGAAGUGGCCGAUCCGGGCACAUCCGUUUUCCAGUUGUCAGCCGUUGAUCGCGAUCUGGGCAAUAAUUCCAUCGUGACUUAUUCGGUUCUCGACUCGCCCGACACGCAUUCCGAUUGGUUUCAAAUCGACGCGCGCACUGGUCUCAUCACCACUCGGAAACACAUUGAUUGUGAAACGGAUCCGGUUCCGCAAAUUACUAUUUUGGCAACGGAUUCGGGUCGACCGUCACUCACCGGCACGGCCACUGUUCGCGUUACGAUUCGCGACGUCAACGACAACGAGCCCAUAUUCGAUCAAAGUUUUUACAACGUUUCGGUCCGUGAGGAUGAAGCUGUCGGCCACUGCGUUCUCAAGGUAUCGGCUACAGAUCCGGAUUGCGGAGUCAACGCCAUUGUCAACUACACAAUGGGUGAUGGAUUCGGCAAAUACCGAGAAUUCGAGGUCAACCCAUCGUCGGGUGAAAUUUGUAUUUCUGCCGCACUCGACCACGAGAAGAGAAACAUCUACGAAUUCCCUAUAUUAGCAACAGACAGAGGUGGUCUCAGCACGACAGCUAUGGUCAAGAUCCAAGUGGUUGACGUCAACGACAACCGGCCCAUGUUCUACCCGCGUGAGUACAACGUAUCGCUGCGUGAACGGGAAUCAGUCAACUCUCCCGUCGUUGUCGUUGUCGCUACGGACAAGGACGCCGGUAAAUACGGUGCCGUUCGUUAUGCCAUCGUAGCCGGCAACGAAGAAGGACUUUUUCGAGUCGAAAUGUCCAGUGGCGAAGUGUUUCUCAUGCAACCAUUAACACGCGCUCGGCUCGCUCAUCGGCUCAACAUUUCGGCAACGGACGGUGGUGGCCUUCGUUCAGCCCAUGAUGCUGAAGUUCUCGUCACCGUCAUUGACAGCAGCCAUCAGCCUCCCAUUUUCGAGAACAACCGCUAUCUGUUCUCGGUACGGGAAGACGCCCAACGCAAUUCGGUCAUCGGCACUGUUUCGGCAUCCAGUGUAACUGGUUCCGACAGCGCCCGCUAUUCCAUCUAUUCUGGGGAUCCUAAUGGAUACUUUUCCAUUAAUCCUGUCACUGGCACGAUCACGACCAACACGGAAUUGGAUCACGAGACGCAUCCGUUUGUCUUGCUCAAUGUGGCUGCUAUGACAGGAGAGCCGCCGACUUUCGGUCACAGCCAGGUGAAUAUUACCAUCGGCGAUGUUAACGACAAUGCUCCCGAAUUCGACACGGUGGUUGUGAAGAUAUCCGUGGCCGAGAAUGCCGAACUCGGCACGCCUAUUUACGCGGCUCACGCUCACGAUGAUGACAGUAACGACAAUGGCGCCGUCACCUACCAAUUACUGACCAAUCCUGAUGGCUUGUUCAAGAUCGACCCGCGUCAAGGGUUCAUCAUGCUCACACGAAAAUUGGAUUUCGAAACGACGCAAAAAUACGCGCUGGUGAUAGGCGCGCAAGACAAAGGAACGCCACCACUUCGUUCGAAUCUUACGCUAAACAUCGAAGUGCAGGAUGUGAACGACAACCCACCGGCUUUCGAAAAGGAUGAAUACCAAGUGAACGUGGUCGAAUCCUUAGCCGUGAAUUCGCAGUUCCUCCAGGUCAAUGCCAUCGAUCUCGACACGGGCAAUAACGCCCGUUUGACUUAUCGGGUCAAAGAGGAGGCCCUAGCCGAUGUUUUCGGUAUUUUCCCAAACAGCGGAUCACUCUAUUUGAAAAAGAGCCUGGAUCGUGAAAUACGUGAUCGCUACACCUUGACGGUUGUGGCCACGGACAACGGCCUACCACCGGGCAGUGCCGCCACAACGGUCAACGUUUUCGUCAACGACGCCAACGAUAACGAUCCUGUUUUCACGCGUGACGUCUACCAGUUCACCAUCGAGGAAAACUUGGAGAAGGGAGCUCUCGUUGGUGUCGUAUCCGCCACCGACAAAGAUCUGGAUGCCAACGCGGCCCUGCGCUACAGCCUCUUGCCAAUCAACAGCAGCUUCCAACUGAAUUCGUUAACAGGUGAAAUUUUCACGAAAGGGCCAUUGGAUCGAGAGGCCAAAGCCGUUCAUGAACUGCAAAUGGAGGUGAAAGACCAAGGAAACCCGCCGAGAAGUGCCAAAGCUAUCGUCCGCGUUAUGGUCACUGACGUCAACGAUAACACGCCGGUCAUCGUCGAGCCGGAAGAAACUGUGUUGAGUGUUCGCGAAGAACUUCCAGCCGGCACGGAAGUCGUGCGCAUCCGGGCAGUCGACACGGACGAAGGAAACAACGCCUCCAUCACUUAUUCGUUUGUCACGGGUGAGGACACUGACGGAUCGGACGCGUUCACCAUUGAUGAGACGACGGGAACUAUCCGGACGAAAGUCACGCUGGAUCACGAAGAGCGCGCCUUCUAUCGGCUGGCGGUUUCGGUCAAAGAUCACGGCCGCCCUCCCAAGGAAACCGUUCGCCAACUUCAGAUCGAGGUGUUGGAUCUGAACGAUAACAGACCGACCUUCUCCACGUCGUCGUUCGCUUUCAAGGUGGUGGAAGGCGUGACGAUCGGACAGGAGAUUGGAACGGUGAUUGCCGAAGAUCGAGAAGCGGCCGAAAACGAACGCGUCACGUAUACAUUGCUGAGCGGCAACGCCUACGGCUCGUUUGAUAUCAACAAGACGACAGGAGCGCUGUUCGUGGCCAAAGAAAUCGACAGAGAAGCGAUCGCUCAGUACGUGCUGCAAGUGAAAGCAGUGGAUAGUAGCGUCACCCAUCCGCAAAGUAACAUAAUCAACAUCAAAAUCGACGUGGUGGACGUCAACGAUUGUGCCCCAAGCUUCACGACGGACCCAGUUCUGUUCUCUGUGUCGGAGAACGCGGCAGUCGGCACGGCCGUCUGGAACUUUAGUGCCAUCGAUCCGGAUGACGGUUCCAAUGGGUCAGUUCAAUACACGUUGACGCAUCAGUGGCCGGUUAGCGCUUUCAAGAUCAACGCUAACUCGGGCAUUUUGACGCUCAUCAACCCGUUAGACCACGAACAACAUCCCGAGUACACUCUGGUCGUAACGGCUUCUGAUCAGCCGGAAAAUGAAGGCGACAAACUGUCGACGUCCGUAACAGCCCGUGUCGUCGUCGAAGAUUUCAACGACAACGUGCCCGUCUUUGUGUCUCGGACACGGGUCGACAUCAUGGAGGACGAACCGGUUGGUUACCCGCUGCUGCACGUCAUCGCAGUGGACCGGGACGCCCGCGAUAACGGACGCGUUUCCUACGCCAUCGUUUCUGGCAACGACGACGGUGCGUUUUCGCUGGACGCAGCCACUGGCGUCCUGGCCGUCACGCGACCUCUUGACCGUGAGUCGCAAAAUCGCUAUGCGCUGAACGUGACAGCUACUGACCACGGCAGGCCAGCCAAAUCCAGCUGGCAAUUGGUGCAUAUUCACGUGGAAGACAUCAACGAUAACCCACCGCGUUUUGUCCGUCCAUUUUACGAGGCUGCCGUGCCGGAAAAUGCACCGAAGGGUACGUUCGUCGUUAAAGUCGCAGCUACCGACAAGGACGUCGGUACCAACGGCAAUUUGACGUACACCAUUCCAGAAGGCAUUGCCGAUGGAAUGUUCAGCGUCGACCCGACCACCGGCGCCGUCACGACCACCGGCCCAUUGGAUCGAGAGCGCAAAGCUUCUUACAUUGUGACGGUGUACGUGCGCGAUGGUUCUUUCCCCGCUCAGUAUGACGCAACCAGCUUGACGGUCGACGUGCUGGACGUCAACGAUCACGCCCCUCAAUUUGGCGAAUCGUGUUAUCCGUUGCACGUGCCAGAGAACAGCGAUUUGUCUGUUAUUCACACAGUUGUAGCCAAAGACGCAGAUUCGGGUGUCAAUGGCGAGAUUACGUACAGUAUUACCGGCGGCAACGUUGGCAAUAAGUUCAGCAUUGAUUUGCAUACCGGCCAGUUGUCUAGUCGACCAUUGGACCGCGAACUCAAGGACCGAUAUUAUCUAAUCAUUGCGGCGCAGGACAGGGGUGUUCCAUCACCUCGCCAGGGGUUCUGCAACAUCACUGUCAGUGUCGAUGAUGAAAACGACAGUGAUCCGCGUUUCACGCAGAAUCGCUACACAGCCACGUUGGCCGAGAACGUACCACCUGACACAAUCGUCAUGACAGUCCAGGCCACUGAUGCCGAUCGCGGUCAUAAUGCGAAAAUCACCUAUUCGCUGAGCAACGAAACGCAAUGGCUGUUCAAGAUCGACAACGAAACGGGCGUACUCACCACAACUGGGCAUUUCGAUCGCGAGAGACGAGGUAGCUACACGUUCGAAGUACGAGCCACCGAUGGCGGACGCUACGACGCCCGAUCUGAGAAGGCGCAAAUCCAUAUCACCAUCACUGACGUCAACGACAACAAGCCGGUUUUUGUCAAAUACCCGUUUGCGGCCGACGUACCGGCUUUUACUCAGCCCAAUCAACAGCUGCUGCAGAUCGUGGCCGAAGAUCGGGACGAAGGGCCUGGCGGCGAGGUCGUUUACAGCCUUAUCAAUCAGCCAUCCAACUCGAAAUUCCGCAUUCAUUCAAGCACCGGUGUCGUGACGGCCACCAGUUCUCUGACCAUGGAAUCGGGUCGCCUCUUUCACCUCGAGGUGCUGGCCACUGACAAGGGAUCGCCGUCACUCAGUUCAACGGGUUUGAUCGAAAUCCGCGUCGGGACGGGCGAAACUGGGUCGACGGACGUGCAGUCUAACGUGGCUCUCCGCUUUCAAAACGCAACCUAUCACGUCCAGUUGGGCGAGAACGCACCUGUUGGCAAAGACGUGAUUCAAGUGUCUGCAGUGCGAUCAGAUGGACGUCGUCAAAGGGUCACCUAUAGUUUCGGUAGUGGCAAUGAGGAGAACACGUUCGAAAUCAAUUCGAAUAACGGACUGAUCCGCGUCCGUGAUCAGAAGCGUCUUGAUUUUGAGAGCACGCCACGUCUACGGUUGAUUGUUGUAGCGCAGGCUGAAGGGGCGUCGCCUCUGUACGGUUACGCAACCGUUUGGGUUGACCUGCUCGAUCAGAAUGACAAUACUCCGCGAUUCACGCAGGACAGUUACACGUCCUCGGUCUGGGAAGGAAAUAAUAAAGGCACCUUCGUUAUGCAGGUAUCGGCCACUGAUGGUGAUAUGGGUGCUAAUGCAAAUACAAUUUAUCACAUCGUGGAUGGUAACCACGAUAACGCGUUCGUCAUCGAGCCACCGUUUUCUGGCAUCGUUAAGACCAAUAUCGUUCUCGAUCGGGAGAUUCGUGAUUUCUACCGGUUGACCAUUAUAGCCACGGAUGAAGGAUCGCCUCAGUUGACGGGCACGUGUACGUUGCGCAUCAACAUUGUUGACGUCAACGAUAAUCAGCCCACAUUCCCGCCACACAGCGUCGUCAGUGUCAGUGAAGGAUCGGAAGUGGGAACAGUCAUCACGACGAUCACGGCCAAUGACGUUGAUACGAACCCAACGCUAACGUAUGAUUUCGCUGAUGGGGGUAAUCCUGACAGGAUGUUCAGCAUCGACCGCUUCAGCGGUAAAAUCACGCUGGCCCAGCCCUUGGAUCACGAACGACAGCAGCAGUACACGCUACGUGUUCAGGCCUCUGACAUGGCGCAUAUUACCGAGACAUCCAUUACGGUUAACGUAGUGGAUGAAAACGAUAAUGCGCCCGUGUUUAGUCUUCAAAAUUAUCACGCAUCUUUGCCAGAAUUGACGGAACCCGGUUAUGCUGUGGUGACAAUCAACGCAACAGAUGCUGACAAAGGAGAUAAUGCCCGUGUUCGUUACAGCCUGGCCAUUUCACCGACGGACGCCUUCUACAUAAGCGAGGAAACCGGUGUCAUCUAUACUAACCAAACUUUAACAUUCAAUCCACGCCAACCUGUUCUGCAAUUAGUUGUCAAAGCGGAGGACAGAGGUCGGCCAUCAAUGUCAAGCGUUGUAGCCGUUCGCAUCCAGAUAGCCGACGUCAACAAUAAUGCCCCGAAAUUCUCGCAGGAUGUUUACACGGCUCAUAUCAGUGAGGACGCAACUCGCGGUACCAUUGUCUUACACGUAUCGGCUGCCGAUAGUGAUGAGACACGUGACAAUCACAACAUCGAUUAUUCGAUUGAGAAUGGCAACGUCAAUUCGACAUUCCAGAUCACGAGCGACACUGGCGAGAUCCUCCUGGUUAAAACGGUAGACCGUGAAGAAAUCUCAGUCUUCAACCUGAAAGUUCUGGCCAUGGAUCGUGGUUCGCCCGUUCGCAAUUCGACGGCCGAUGUAGUUAUCUACGUCGACGACGUCAAUGACAAUCCACCCGUGUUCAACCAGACUCUGUACGAAGUCAAGGUCUCAGAGGCACAAGCCAUUGGCACAGCUCUUUUACGCGUGGCUGCAACGGACCGGGAUCACGACGAAAAUGCCCGUCUGAGUUACGACAUUACGUCCGGCAACGACAAAGGCUGUUUCGAGGUUGACCCUUCGACGGGCGUCGUCUCCCUUAAAAAACCGCUCGAUUUUGAGACGACGGCCGAGCACCGAUUCAUCGUUCGUGCAAGCGACGGCCAUAGCACUCAACCGCUAUCAGCCAUUGCUACAAUCACUGUUAAAGUUGAAGAUGAAAAUGACAAUGGGCCAGCAUUCCCAGUCGGAUCGUACCUCGAGUUUGUUGCAGAAAAUGCCCCUGCAGGCACGGUCGUGUUCACGGCUCACGCCAAUGAUAUGGACCGAGGUCCAUAUGGUAAACUCAAGUACAGCAUCGCUGGCGGUGAAGGCAAGGAUCAUUUUAAUAUCGAUCCAGCAAGUGGCAUCGUCGUCACUCAAUCGAUUUUUGAUUACGAAGCCAAGAAUCGUUAUCACCUUUCGAUUCAGGCCAGUGAUAUCGGUGGUCAAACGUCCUCGGCUCACGUCCAAAUCGAUAUCGAGAGCCGAGAUGAGUUCGCUCCAGAAUUCACCGAAUCAUCUUAUCGUUUCUCAGUACCAUCGGACGCCGACGUCGGUUACCCCAUUGGCAAGGUCUUAGCUACCGAUCGGGAUAAGGGAACUGAUGGCCGUGUAGUCUACCACUUACGUAAUCAACACCCACAUUUCAAAAUCAACAAGAUGAAUGGUGUAAUCAGCGUGAGAAAGAGGCUGGACGAUCGACGACCUAUCGGACGUCGCCGUCGAAGAAGUAGCAACAGCGGCCGCCCUUCUUUCGCCACUUCUGCCAUGAUGCCCGUAGCGUCUGCCCUCACAGGAAAUUCCAUCAGUCUGGUCGUUGUGGCUUCAUCUGGCCGCCCAGGUUCGCUCAGUAAUAUGAGCGUCGUUGAAAUCGUGGUGGAAGGCGCAGCUAAUGGAACUCGGCUGGCCAGCGCGGAUCAGAGCGUCGGUGGACUGGCUGAUUGGGCCAUGGGUUUGCUGAUUGCCCUCAUCUUUCUGGUCCUCGGUUUCGUGGCGGCCCUGGUCUUCUUGCACAUGCGUCAUCGCAAGCAACCUGCCAUUGGUGGAGCUGUACCCGGUGGAGGCACGUCCAAAGCGCCAAUGUCAGUUGGAUCGGCUGCUGAUCCAUUCGAUUCGGCGUCGCAAUUUGAUACGUUGGCUUUUCCGCCUCAGUACAAUGAGAUUCCUAAUUACGAGCACGCCGAGAGACGCCAUCAUGUCAACACGUCCGAAAUGUCGGAGCAGAGCCAUUCAGCCUCUAGCGGACGGGGAUCAGCGGAAGAAGGCGAACCCGAAGCUGAGGAGGAUGAAGAAAUUAGAAUGAUUAACGAGGGACCUUUACGUCACCAGCAACAACAAGCGAAAUUACAACGACUGGGCUUGCCCGUCAACGUUCCGGAUUCAGGCAUUCACGGUGAUGAUGAUAACCUGUCCGACGUCUCGGUCCACAAUACCCAGGAGUACCUGGCCAGGUUAGGUAUCGACCCGUCGCGGACUGAUCCAGGCCUGAAUUGCGUCGGUGUUGGUGUCGUCGGCGUCGGAUCGGACGGAUCACACGUGUCUCACGGCUCACAUUCGCACAGCCACGUCGGGCAUCCAGGUCACCAUCACGGAGUCAACGUGGGCCAUUCGAGCAAUCAUGGCGGCCAUAACAUGGCCACUAUGGCCGGCAUGCAUCUGUUCGACGACGAUGAAGGAACUGGCGACGCUGACGGCAUGGAUCUCUCCAACUUGAUUUACGCCAAGUUGAACGACGUUAGCGGCGACGUAGAUCCGGAAACCGUGCUGGAUGGAACGUGUAAUUUCGGCUUCGGCGACAGCAGUCAACCCUCUAUGACGGGUUCGCUUAGUUCAAUAGUGCAUAGCGAGGAAGAAUUAACAGGCAGCUAUAACUGGGAUUACCUACUGGACUGGGGACCUCAGUAUCAACCAUUAGCUCACGUUUUCGGUGAGAUUGCCCGUUUAAAAGACGAUUCGGCGCCGAAUAGCUACGGUACUAGCACACCAAACAAAAAGCCAUUGAACGCCCAGGUGAAGACGCUUCCGCCGCCACUCAUUACCAACGUGGCACCACGUUCCAUUGCACCUGUUGCUCUCAACACUCUAUUACCCGUCGUCCGGGGCUCCGGCCAGCUAGCUCCUAUGCCAUCUCUACCACGCUCGCCCAUCAAUCACGAGAGCACGUUCACUACACCAGCCAUGUCACCGAGUUUCUCUCCCAGUCUGUCACCUCUAGCAAACCGUUCACCGUCUAUCUCGCCAUUGGUUCCACCCGGUGUGAUGACUGGACCGAAACCUAUGAGCCAUCCGUCCCAUCAUCAAUCGCACCAUCAGCGACCUCCACGUACCGCCGCUACCAUGGUGAUAACCGGUGCUUCUUCGGGAUCUGAAACAGAACUGCGGUUGUAAAAAAAUAAAAAUAAAAAUAGUAAUACAAAUUUAUUUGCCUUAUAAACGGCCUAACUUAACCGCCACGACCGGAUUGAGCACAUCCCUCUCAAUUGUAAGGCGUUGAUUACAAUCAUCUCCAAAAUUAAAUUAUUUUCUAAUUUUACACGGUGAGAAGAGCGAACCAGCAGAGUGCCAAUUCCGCUCGUCCCCAUCCGUCCUCUCCAACGCGACUCUGUAUUUUCUGCCUUUUGAAAGUGUGUAAGUUGUGCCUUGUGUCCGUGUAAUUCGUUUUGAUAAAACUUGUUUUUAUAUCCACAUCGCGAUUGUUUACCCUCAAUUCUAAAAUGUUGCGAAAAUGACGAAGGGAAGAUGGGGGAGUGUGAGAAGGGGUGCGUUCAAAUGUACGUACGUGUCAGAAAACAAAAAUUAUUAUGAAAAGGCAAAUUCAAUUGUUGCCAUCCUGGACGCAUCCCUUCUAGCUGACGUUUCCGUGUUUUCGAUAUUUCGUUUGUGAAUGAAAUUGUCUCCCUAUUUUCAAAUCCAUGCCUUUUGUAUUUGUCGUACGCAUAUGAUUAGUGUGUGGGGAGGGGAGGUGGAGUGGGCUCGUUUGCCGUAUUCCUUUGCUAAAUGGUGCCAUGUUGCUCAAGGUUUGAUCGAUUCCAAGCCAUCGUUCAUUCAAAUCGUUGUCGUCGACUAGCAGGCUCGCCUUCUCUCGUGUACAGAAACUUCGAAGCAACAUGUUCGUGUUUUUUUCUUUUGUGUCUCGUAUUUGCCUAUUUUGGCUUUACUUGGCAAUAAAAGCCGAACCAAACCAUCGUCGGUUGUCUUCUUCCCCUCAUUAGUUCUUAUUUGAUCGUGCGUGACUGUCCGUGUGUAUGUGACGAUCAUAAUAAUAAUAAUAAUUUUUUGUUUGCCGUUUAAUAAGUCACAAAGGUAGUUGGCUUAAACAUCAGGAGGAAAUCAUACUGUCCGAGAUGCAAAAGGACAGAUGCAGCAGUCCGUAGUCGAUUGUAAAUAAAUUGUGCCACCCCCCUACUCCCUUCCAGCAUCGUUCGUCUUAUCAUAUUGUCUCUCAAGCGAAUGUAUAGAAUACUUCCAUGGUUUUGUUCCAAUUUUUUGUAACAUAAAGCUGUUUGUUCUGUUUAUUCUUUUCAUUGUCUGUGUGGUGUGUAGGAAACGAAAUACACGCUUAAUUAUGACUGAUA